Messenger RNA from Momordica charantia (bitter melon), 924 nucleotides. RefSeq names its product Late embryogenesis abundant (LEA) hydroxyproline-rich glycoprotein family. Gene Ontology annotation, biological process: defense response to other organism. The record is from RefSeq and is a predicted model, not a curated record. NCBI's taxonomy places the organism in Eukaryota, Viridiplantae, Streptophyta, Magnoliopsida, Cucurbitales, Cucurbitaceae.
CUUUUAUUUUUAUUCUCUCCAACAAACAUGACCUCCAGCUCCAGGGACGAUUCUGUCCCCGUGCCCUACUCUCUUCUUCCUCCAAAUGCCGCUCACCAAAACGUCGUCGUAUUGUCCCUCUACCGUCCCCCACGAUUCCGGCGUCGGCGGCUUCUGCGCCUCUGUGCCUUCUACUCCGCCGCCUUCCUCCUCCUCUCCGCCGUAGCCUUUCUUCUUUUUCCGGCCGAUCCGUCGCUACAACUCGUCCGAUUGAAACUCAACCGCCUCAAAGUCCGUCUGUUGCCUGUUCUCCUCCUUGACCUAUCUUUCUCUGCUUCUGUUAGGGUUCGCAAUAACAAUUUCUUCUCUCUCGACUACAAUUACCUCGGCGUUUCCGUCGGGUACCGUGGAAGGCGACUCGGAUUUGUGAGCUCGGAGGGCGGCCGAGUGUCUGCUCGAGGCUUGUCUUACGUGAAUGCCACUCUCGAUUUGAAUGGCUUCGAGGUCAUCCACGACGGCAUUUACUUGAUCGAGGAUUUGGCGACGGGUAUCGUCCCGUUCGAUACGGAGACAGAGGUGGAAGGAUACAUGGGGCUUUUCUUUAUCAAAUUCCCGAUUAAGGCAAGGGUGUCAUGUGAGGUUUUUGUGAAUACAAAUGACAAAACGAUUGAACAUCAAGAUUGCUACCCUGAGUGAAGGGAAGGAUAGCAAAAUUCAAUUUUCAUAAUGGCAUUUGUGCCGUGAAGCUGAAACUGGGAAUCCCUGCCUGAUCCUACUGAGUUUCACUCUGUAAAUAUUACUCUUAGGAAGUUUAGGCUCCAUUGUCAUAUAUGAUAGGGAUUUGAGGGAAGAAAAAAAAAGGGUGAAUACCUCUGUGGAUUGUGACUUAGAGACCAUGUUUUUAUAAAUUACUCAAGAGUAGUGAUCAGAUUCUUACACGAGCUA